Linum trigynum is the source of this 303-nucleotide messenger RNA. The record is from the annotation of a GenBank genome assembly. NCBI's taxonomy places the organism in Eukaryota, Viridiplantae, Streptophyta, Magnoliopsida, Malpighiales, Linaceae.
AUGACGACACCGCUUUCCAAUGUUUUCGCCCAAAUGGCAAAUACACUGGGCGGGCAAUUCGCUUGCCAAAAAUCUGAUCUCUCUCAACAAUGUUCUCAUCCUUAUGCCAUCACUGCUGUACCCCUUCUAUUUUUUUCCCUCUUCCAUCCCCCGCCACCAAGCCUCUUUCGUUUUCACGGCCGCUACGGUUCGCUCGCCGUCUCCGUCUCCGUCUCCGUCUCCAUCUCCAUCUCCAUCUCCAUCUCCAUCUCCAUCUCUCCCCCCAACAAGUCUCCUUAUAUUCAAACUCUCCCUCCUUCCUAA